CCUCGGAACGCGUCGAGCACGACGUCGUACCACGGCGGGUGCGCCCAGUCGAUCACGCCCCACAUAAACGGGAUCAUGAUGAACGCUGCUUUUCCAAUUUUCUCUGAGCUGAAGAUGGACUCAUCGUUCGCACCGCGCAGGACGACGAGCUGCUGGGGUUUCGGUGCAGCGGGCGGCUGAAUCGGUGCUACAAAAGCAGUCGCACUGAGUGCCAGGAUGGCUGCCACCACGCGUCGCAUGACUCGCUCUGUGUAUCGCAGUGCACAGCUGCACAGAUGUCGUAGCCAGCCGGAACCCCUUUCGCGCUGUGGCAGGCCUUCGAGCUAAAUUGUGACUGCUCUGCCUGCAGCAGAGCAUCCAGAGCUCGGGCUGAUUGCUGCCUGCCUGCGCGUUUCUGCGAGGUGCAAAGCAACGCGUGCAGUCAAACAGAUCGUCACAGUCGCGCGGAGCAUCGCUGGGCUCUGUGAGACGCCGCGACGGCUCCACAAGUGCCCCAACACUCACUGCUCUGCGAACGGUUUUAAAGGCCGUGCGGCGCUAACGCGUCGAAAGAGAUCGUCGGGCAGGGCCAGACAUAACACGAGACGAGAUCGUGACGAUGAUGGACUGGUUCCGCGGCGGCGCCAAGGCAGACGAGAGCGACGCCAGCGACGACCUGCUUAAGCAAGGCGACAAAGAACGCGACGCCGGCGACCUGACAGCCGCGCUGCACUUCUACGGAAAAGCAUUAGCGGUCGCGGGCUCGCCCGACAAGCGGAAGGCCGCGCUAUUGGCGCAGUCACGUACCUAUGUUUUGAACGGUGAUUUAACCGAAGCCGAAGAGGCGGCCACGCGAGCGCUCGACCUGGGCGUCUGCGCCCCGUCGUUGGUACGGCGCGGUUGCGCGCGAAGGAAGCUCGGGCACUUCGGCGCGGCCUACGAAGACUUGCGAAGGGCCGCGCAGCUCGACCCGCAAAAUAGGGAGGCCCGGGACGAGAUAAGGCGGCUGCACGCAGCGGCUCAAAGGCGUCAAAAAUUUGAGGCCGAGGCCCAGCGCGACGCCGAGGCGGAACAACUGCGCGCAUCACUUCCGGGCGAUUUGGUGGAUGCCGUCAUUGCAUCCUGCCGCGAGCCGUUCUACGCCGAGGCCUCCGUCGCGCCGGGCCUGGGGUACGAGCUCAACGCCGCGAUCGCGCGCGUCCAGGGUUCUGUUCUCGCGAUCACGCCGCCGCGGCGCUGCCCGGGCGUCAAUUUGUCGACGACGGGCAAGGCGGUCCGCGACGGCAAAGCACCGUUUUAUGUGGACGUGGUCGUGCGAGGUGACCGGCCCUACGAGGCCGGCGUGUGGUUUAGGCUGGUGUACGCCUCGCGGGAAGGCCCGCCGCGCAUCCGCCAGGCGUCGCUCGGCCGCACAAUCGUCGUCGACGACGACGCGGACCACCACGGGCGUCGCGCUGGCCUCCAGUUCUACGCCCUCCUCGCCUCCCGGAGCGACGAGCCCUUCGGACUCGAGGCGGUCGUCGAGGGCCUACGGGCGGCGCUUGAGGACGACGGUUCGGAUCGGUGGCGCCACGCGGCGAGCGACCACUCCCGAAGAAGGCGAGUGAUCGACGCCUACAGAAACGAGUGGCCGGCGCACAAGAUCGGCCUUUUCGGAGAUAUCGACGAGGCGUCGGCGCUGGCCACGGCCGUGUCUACGCCCGGACCGUUCGCGCCGCCUGUACUACUACCAAAGAGCGCCCUCGCACCGCGGCUGGUCGAGGCGAUUGAGGCGGGAGACCUGCGGCGCUGCGUCGAGGAGGUCUGCGAGGGCGUGUAUGCCUUUGAUUUGUUUUCCGCAGAGUUCACGACGGCGCUCUUGGCCGAAGUCGACUACUUCUACGCGAGCAAACUACCGGCGGCGCGACCGAACAGCAUGAACAACUACGGUGCAGCGACGGCGUCAGCCUCCACGCCAUCGACGCAUGCGGUCAGAAUCGUUCACACAGGCAUCAUCGUCAACGACAUCGGCCUCGAGCCGCUCAUGGUAGCACUGCAGCGCCUCGUGCUGCUCCCGCUCGCGCGGGAGCUGUUCUCCUCGUCAGACCGGGGCGACCCAGCCACUGGCUUCGACUCGACGCACGCGUUUGUUGUCAAAUAUCGGGCCGACGAGGACAGUCACCUGGACGUCCACACGGACGACUCGGACGGUCGGUGACUCGGCGUUGAAAUUUGAGUUCUACGUCGCGUCGAUGGCGCGAACCUCCACGUCCCCUCGCAGUGACGUUCAACGUCUGUCUCGGGCGGGACUUCGAGGGGUGUGGGUUGGUCUUCUGUGGGAUGAUCGGCGCGGCGGACCACCGGUGCCACAAGCACACGUACCACCAUCGCGUGGGCGCGUGCGUGGUACAUCUGGGCGCGAGGCGCCACGGCGCGGAUCACAUUACGAGUGGCGAGCGCCUCAACCUCGUCAUCUGGAACCAUGGCCUGGCGUGGAGGGAAAGUGAGGGUGCGAUGGCGCACCAGAUGGCGUAUGAAAAAGAAGGCGGUCCGCCCGACCCGCGCUGCGUGUCCUAUACGCACGAUCGCGACUACGGCUCCUUCAAGCCCUACACCGCGGGCAUUGUUGACUUCAAGCAUCGGGGCUGGUGCCCGCCGCAGGGCGCCGAAUACAACGGGUUCCGGGCGGACGAGUAGUGUGCAUAAGAUUUUUUGUGAAUA
Molecule: messenger RNA, 2679 nt
Organism: Pelagomonas calceolata
Lineage: Eukaryota; Pelagophyceae; Pelagomonadales; Pelagomonadaceae
Source: the annotation of a GenBank genome assembly